AUGGAGGCUGCGUUGGAGCUUUUACCAAUUGGAACCGUUCAACCCGAACUGAACGGAUUCAACGAGGCUGAUAUUGAACCCCAAUGGAUUAUAUGGGACGUUUGCAGUUCCAUGAACAAUAAUUGUCGGUUGCCCGAGGACUUUGUCGAAAUCGCCUCGAUAUUAUUCCAAGAGCAGAAGCGCAGGGAAGAGGCCUUCCUUAAAUACGUCGUGACUGUCAACUCUAGGAUGACAGGCUACCGCGGGAUUGAGCAAGCGAGCCAGACCAAGGCCUGUGUGUGCUGA
This is a messenger RNA of Pyricularia grisea, 285 nucleotides long. RefSeq lists its product as uncharacterized. The transcript has a single exon. NCBI's taxonomy places the organism in Eukaryota, Fungi, Ascomycota, Sordariomycetes, Magnaporthales, Pyriculariaceae. Bases 1 to 285 code for a protein of 94 amino acids. The record is from RefSeq and is a predicted model, not a curated record.